CUCUCCCCCCCCUUUUCCUCAGUCUCAUCCGGUCACCCCUGCCGCCAACCAUUUCAGCCCCUCACUCCUUUUUUUUAUUAUCUUACUUACUGCGCGGUUGUCGACCCGAGACCACCAUACCUGGUUGGUGAUUGACCCGAGACCACCUUACUUCCUGGUCGGCAAUCGACGGGAACCGCCGCAUUUUAUCAUCAAUCAAAGACACCAGAAAAUUUCCUAUGAUAAAGGGGUUAUAGAAAUAGGGAAAUGAGAUAGAAGUGCUCCUCUCUUUUGUUUUGUUAGUUACCUGACAAAAAAGAAAUUUAUGUCAACCAGUUAAGAUUUGAUGUGAAGAACAUAAUAGAGGAAGAUGUAUGCUAAGUUGCGCGAACAUCUUUUUGCUGACACGAUAUUGCACUAUACGGAGUUAUGCACCCACCUAUUUUCCAUACAAAAGGAUCAUUGAUACAGUUUUAAAAGGUUAGAAGAACCUGUAAGAUGAUUGCUAUGCAGCCAAAACUUUUUAGAUGUGACACAAAUUUUAAUAGUUUCAGAGGACUUGAUGAUUCAAGGAGGGGCAGCAGCAUUUGCUCGUUGUCAAUACUUGGGUUUGCAUGUCAUCUCUUGCCUUCUACUUCAGGUUUUAGAAUUUCAAGUAGGAGUUCCGGGCUUAAUUAUGUGGCAUUUGCCAAGAAGAUAUUCUCUACAAAUGUACUUCCAAAGGAGUCCAUGUUUAUAUGCAAUGGAAAAAUGGAUAGGAUAUCAACGAAACAUACUAUUUCGAUUGAGCAUCAAAAGCGAGUACAGGAAUUUGCUACUCAAGGGAGUAUUGGAGGUAAUUCAAAGAUUACAUUCCCUAUAAAAGUGGCUAGGAAGAACAUUCUUGGUCCUCCAAUAUCUGCUCGUAAAAAUAUCAAUGGUAUAAAUUCUUUCGAAGUUCUUCCAAAAGAUGAGCAAAAGGAAGCAAACUCCACUCAGUCUCCCUCUGCAUCAAGUUCUGUUGAAAAAAAGGUGUCAAAGGCUAAAACAAAACAGAAGCCGAGAUCACGAACUAAGAAGAAAGAAACUCCGUCUGGUACAUUAUCUUCUCCUGAUGAUCCGUCAAAAGGUUCUAGCAAAGUAAAAAGACUGAAUGGCCUGUCACCAGAGGCUGCUGAGAAUAGCUCAAUUGUGGAUAUCACUAACGAAGAAGUUGAUAUAUCUGACUCACCGCAAGCUGCAUCUAAGAAAAAAGCCCCAAAGUCCCGGAAGAAGGGGACAUUGGCUAAAGGAAAUGACUUAGAGGUGAAAAUCAACGGCACUUUACACAAAUCGAAGGUGGAGGAGGAAGUAGCUCUUACCAGCAGAGAAUCUCAGAAACCAAUGCCUCAGACAGUUAAUGGAAUCAAGUCAAUUAAGUUGAAGCCAUUGUAUCCUCCUACAGGAAAAUCUGUUUUGGUGGUCGAGUCCCUCACUAAAGCAAAGGUUAUUCAGCAGUACCUUGGUGACAUGUAUGAAGUUCUACCAAGCUAUGGCCAUGUAAGGGACUUGGCUUCUAGGUCAGGAUCUGUACGCCCUGACGACAACUUCAGUAUGGUGUGGGAAGUUCCAUCAUCUGCCUGGACUCAUCUUAAGAGUAUGAAGGUUGCAGUUAGUAGAGCAGAUAAUCUUAUUCUUGCAUCGGAUCCUGAUCGAGAAGGAGAAGCCAUUGCUUGGCACAUAAUUGAGAUGAUGCAGCAACAAAAGGCUCUGCGUGAUGAUUUGAAUAUUUCCAGAGUUGUUUUUCAAGAAAUUACAGAAUCAGCCAUAAAAAUUGCUCUUCAAAGUCCAAGAAACAUUGAUGUCAACAUGGUCCAUGCUUAUCUCGCUCGUCGUGCACUUGAUUAUUUGAUUGGAUUUAACAUUUCUCCUCUGCUUUGGAGAAAGCUACCUGGCUGUCAAUCUGCUGGACGAGUACAAUCAGCUGCUCUUUCUCUUUUAUGUGACAGAGAAUUAGAAAUUGAGGAAUUCAAACCACGGGAAUAUUGGAGUGUGGAGGCCACUUUCAGUUCAAGUUCAGCAUCAUCACAAAACAAAUCUUCUCUUCGGUCAUAUUUGACUCAUUUUGGUUCGAAAAAAUUGAGUCAGUUUUCAAUUGGCUCAGCAGCUGAGGCAAAGAGUAUUGAGCAGAUAGUGAGUUCAUCUACUUUUGAGGUCACUGCUGCUAAGAAAACCAAAGUGAAAAGAAACCCCCCAACUCCCUAUAUAACAUCGACCCUUCAACAAGAUGCUGCAAAUAAGUUGAAUUUUUCUGCUUCCUAUACAAUGAAGCUGGCACAGAAAUUGUACGAGGGGAUUGAGUUAGCAGGUGGCGACGUGGCUGGAUUGAUAACCUACAUGAGGACUGAUGGUUUACACAUGUCUGAUGAUGCUGUAAAAGAAAUAUGCUCUUUGGUCCGAGAGCGUUAUGGUUUGGAGUUUGCUGCAACUAAUCCAAGGAAGUUAUUAAAAAAGGUGAAGAACGCCCAAGAGGCACAUGAAGCCAUUCGACCUACAGAUAUACGAAGGCUUCCAUCCAUGCUUGUUGAGGCCCUUGAUGUAGAUUCUUUAAAGUUGUACACUUUGAUUUGGGCUCGUACUAUGGCCUGUCAGAUGGAACCUGCACGAGUUGACCAGAUACAACUUGAUAUUGGAAAUGACGCUGGGUCCAUUUGUUUUCGAGCAGCUUGUACUGCAGUUGAGUUUCCUGGAUACAGAUCAGUAUAUGAAGAUAUAGAAACUCAAACGAUUCGAGACAGUGACAAUGAACCUACUGAUCGCGUAGAACUUUACGAGAUCCUCAGUGAUCUAAAACAGGGAGAUCCUAUGUGCCUUGGAAAUGUGGAAUCUAAACAACACCAUACUCUACCCCCACCUCGUUAUUCUGAAGCAUCAUUAGUAAAGAAGAUGGAAGAGCUCGGAAUUGGAAGGCCUUCAACGUAUGCAAAUAUACUCAAAGUUUUACAAGACAGGAAAUAUGUAACAGCAAAAAACCGAGUGCUAUACCCUGAAUUUCGUGGUCGUAUGGUCUCAGCGUUUCUCUCUCACUAUUUUAAUGAGGUGACAGACUAUAGUUUCACUGCUGACAUGGAAACUGAGCUUGACAAUGUUUCUGCUGGAUCAACUGAAUGGAAAGGGCUCCUUAAGGAUUACUGGGGUAGGUUCAGUACUUACUGUGAUCGUGCCGGCAAAGUUCAAAUCCAUCAAGUGGAGAAGAUGUUAGAGAGAACUUAUGAAAACUUCCUUUUCUCCUCGCUUCCUGAAGAAAGCCGAGCAUGCCCCAGUUGUUUGGAGGGUACUCUAAUCUUCAAGGUGAGCCGAUAUGGUGCAGGGUAUUUUAUUGGUUGUGAUCAACACCCCAAGUGCAAGUUUAUAGCUAAGACAUUGUAUGCGGAAGAGGAUGAAGACGAAGAUCCUCAAGAGAGCACUUCAGUUGAAGAACCAAAGUUACUGGGUACUCAUCCCGAGUCUGGUGAGAAGGUUCUUUUAAAGAGCGGUCCUUAUGGGUCUUAUGUGCAGCUUGGUGAAGAUAGGAAAGGAUAUUUACCCAAACGGUCGUCAAUUUCUCAGAUCAAGGAUGUUAAAUCAAUUUCGUUGGAAGAUGCUAUUGAUUUGCUCCGCUACCCUAUCACAGUGGGAAACCAUCCUGUGGACGGCCAGCCAAUACUAAUAAAGAUUUCAAAAACUGGGUUUACUGUUAGGCAUCGACGUAACAUUGCUCCUGUGCCAAAGAGCUUGUCUCCAAACGAUAUCGAUAUGAAUAAAGCACUGAAACUACUCUCCGGUAAAGAUGUUCGAAGAUGUGGGCGCCCAAAGGGUAAAAAGCGUGUGGAAGAUGCGGUUGAUGACUGUUGAGUAUUUCUUUGUGCAAUAUGCUAUAAUUUUUUGUAGACUACCCAUUACUAAUGGUAGAUGGUUCCGAUCCUUUUGAUCAUUUAUAGUCGCCCAUCAUAUUUCUUGCCUGGGCUUGUAUGUUCAUAGCUUUAUUUUAUAGAGAAGUGGGCAUUUUUUCUAAUGGUCUAUCUAAGAUUGAAAUUAUCAAGAUUAUUGCUUCAUAUUCCAUUGCCCACAUAAUCUUCGGUAGAUUUAGAAAGUCAUUUUGAUUUUAA
Messenger RNA from Amaranthus tricolor (Joseph's coat), 4085 nucleotides. RefSeq lists its product as uncharacterized. Gene Ontology annotation, molecular function: DNA topoisomerase type I (single strand cut, ATP-independent) activity; DNA binding. Lineage: Eukaryota; Viridiplantae; Streptophyta; Magnoliopsida; Caryophyllales; Amaranthaceae. The record is from RefSeq and is a predicted model, not a curated record. The transcript is spliced from 10 exons. Gene Ontology annotation, cellular component: chromosome. Gene Ontology annotation, biological process: DNA topological change. The coding region runs from base 478 to 3831 and encodes 1117 amino acids.